AUGGGGCGGGGAGGAGACCGAGACACAAAAGCAAAGCGGGGCCGACGGGGAAGUGGCGCCCGCUCAGCCCCCGCGCGCCGCGGGGCGCGCAGCCAUGGACGCGGGCGCCGCCGAACUUUGGCGAGGAGGCUGGCUCUCCCUCUCCGCGGGUGCCGGGGCCCGCGGGGGCGCCCUCCGCAUACUUCGGAGCGGGGUGUCCCGGCCGAUCGGUUUCCUGCUCCCCACUUUUUUGGCCCGACUGCCCCCCGGCGGCACUCGCAGUCCCGCCCCGGCCGCUCCCCGCCCCCUCGCGGCGGGUCCCGCUGCGCGCGGCUUGGUGGCCACCCAGAGGGGGUGCGCGCCCCACAAAAGCUCCCGGGCUCCAGGCGGCGGCCCCCGGGAUCGGGGGGACUAGAGGGGGCCCGGGGCUCGCCCGGGUGUGGGGGGGAUGGCGGGCCGCUGUCACUCGACGGGGCUGCGGAGCCUUGGCAGCCGCUGCCGCCGCCGCUGCCUCCACCCACCCAACUUACGUGUCACCCACAGCCCCGCCACCGGGAUUCCCGGAGGAAGUCCCACUCGGGCUCCCCGCUCAUUGGGCCCGUCCGAGCCGCGUCUCCCUCCCUCCGGGAGGGCAGUGCCGAGCGGGAUUGGACGCCCGCGUUGUCCGUCCGACCCCGGGCCGCGCCUCCCCUCCCCUCCCGCCACGGGGCAGCGCGGGCAGCGGGACCGCCCGGCGCCCGGUUGCGCCCACGUGGAGUGCGGGGGGUGCGGGGAGGCGGCGGGGCCCGGGGCUGGAUGGGUGGGGUGCGCCGUGGACGUGUCCCGGCCUGA
Molecule: messenger RNA, 810 nt
Organism: Pipistrellus nathusii (Nathusius's pipistrelle)
Lineage: Eukaryota; Metazoa; Chordata; Mammalia; Chiroptera; Vespertilionidae
Source: the annotation of a GenBank genome assembly